UAAUCGGCGCACAGCAUACUGUCACUUUAACGCUGUGAGAACUGCAGCCACGAUGGGAGUUUUGAUACUCAAUCCAGACAAGUUUUCAGAGCUCUCGUCACCGGAAACUUAUCUCUAAAGGACGAAAGCAGUCGGCGUGGCGCGCUCACGACUCUAUCGCGCAUGAUUUACAUGCAGGAUGUCAGUGUUGCUGAAAAGCCGGUAAGAUAGUGCAAAGUGAGUUUGCUUACGAGAGCUGCCUAUUCAGCAUCACACAAAGGGAUCUACUGAGUUCUAUGGUCUACUGGCAUUGGGUUUGAAUGUCAUAAAGGAACAACUUCUAUUCUUCAACGAAAUGGAUCACUUCGCAGCAGAGUGCCUUGUGUCAAUGUCCAGCCAAGCAAUUGUCCACGGUCCAAAAGGGAAUAGAGAGAUCAAGCCCGAAACUGCGGCUGCACAGAGGAAUGGAGAAGAAACCAAGGAGCCUUUGAAGGACAACUCAUCUCUUUUUGUGGUGGCGAGAAUUCUGGCGGAUUUUAAUCAACAGACCCCCAUCAAUUUUGCCGAGCAGGCAAAAAUAAAGGAGGAGAGCACGCCACCAACAGCAACCCUAACCAGAGAUGAUGGGAACUCUGCCACACCUACCACCACCAUCACCGGCGACUCUGCUCUUAAACAAAGAAGCAAACGCUUUAGGGGUCGAAUUGAACAAGAACCCCCACAGAAAAAGCACAAGUGCCACUAUUCAGGGUGUGAAAAAGUUUAUGGCAAAUCGUCCCAUCUCAAAGCCCACCUAAGGACACAUACAGGAGAACGCCCAUUUCCCUGCACCUGGCCUGACUGCAGUAAGAAGUUCGCUCGCUCUGAUGAGCUUGCACGGCACUAUCGCACCCACACGGGCGAGAAGAAGUUCAGCUGCCCCCUAUGCGACAAACGUUUCAUGCGGAGUGAUCACCUGAUGAAACACGCACGUCGUCAUUCUGAUUUCCAGCCGGCCAUGCUGAAGAGGCAGCACGGUGGUGGCAAUGCCACCAUCUCGAGCACCACGCGCCCCGGCUCCCUCAGCGAUUACAGUCGAUCCGACGCAUCAAGCCCCACCCUUAGCCCCACCCUCAGCCCAGCCAACUCGCCUUAACCUGGCCGCACUUUCUUCCCACAAUGCCUGGAUCUCCAGGCUCAUUUUUUAACGCUUCUCUAUCCAUCAUUUCCCCCUAAAAAAUUACUGGCGUAAUGAGCGCCCAUGCUAAACCCGACGCUUGCUGUGGUGUACUGUACUGUACAUAACUGCUUAUUGUAGUGCAAUUUUCUUGUGCAACCCCUAAAAGAAAAAAAAACACAAAAAAGAUGCCUUUUCCAUGUGGCAAUAUUUACAUGAUGUACCAUAUGUCUGUAUUUUUAUAGCUUCUGGCCACAGCCUCUUUCCAUUAUGGGUUUUUUGUUGCUGUUUCUUUCAUAUACAACCGCUCUGUUCAAGUGAACUAAAAAGUUGAAAGGUUUGACAGGUAAAGAUGUUUAUCAUAAUUUUUUUUUAAACGGGUGAGGAAGAGGGGCACACAUACACCUCAGGAUCCAGAAUUUUUUUUUCUCCUUUAAUACUCACAUUGACUGCACAAUACAAGCAUCACUUUACUACGAAAUUCAACAGAGGUUGAAUUUUGCGCCCUGCUCAGGGAUGGCCUCGUUAGCUUGAAAGAAUGACAAUGAUGAAGAUAAACAUGCAUUGAGAAACAGCCUUACACUUGGACAAAAGGAAACUUUGCACUCUUUUUUUUUUUUUUUUUUGAGUUGGUUGGUUUGUUUUCACAUCGAGGGAAGCAAAUUCUGGGUUUUAACAGUUAUUCAUACUCUUCAUUAAUAUUAUUAUCGUUUUUUAAAUCAGUCAUUUAACGAGAGUGGCAAAACCACUCACCAGAAACUAAGGGGUGGGGGGGUAAUUCUGUCUUGAGACUGAAAAUGACUUUUCAACAUCGCUAUCUCCCUCUUAUAGAGCUCUGUUGGCCUGGGCCCAUGUUUCAAAGGGAAUCUUCUCAAUUUGCCUUGAAUGUCAUGAUCAGUCCACUUUUAAAUGCUUGAGCCACCCAAUGAAGAGUACAGACAGCACCACUUCUCUCAGUGGACUAAACUAAACUCCCCUUGACAGUUUGGAGGCUAAAGUUUCAAAGCAGCUGUUUCCUCAAUAAAACAGCACAUUCAUCAACUUCAGGGUUUUUCACUACAGUACGACACAUUCAGAGGGACUUGUCUGGACGUACGCCUACUUCAGACUCAAAUAAAGACAAAAAGCACAUGAGCAGAAUCCACCAAAGACCAAGGUGUGAACGAGAGAACCGAGAUAUUUUUUUUUAUUCUACCCAGAGAAAGGAGGGAGGGAGGGAUGUUGGCAUUCUCUCAGGUAACAGCAGAAGUCCUGGCCCUCUGGCCUCUGCAGAGCUCCAUCUGCAGAGGCCUUCCACUUAGGAAACUGCAUCAUCCUACACAGGGCUAUUCAUAGCACACUAGCCAGGGAGACAAGAGCCAUUACAGUGGAGCUUUACGCACUCUGUCUCGCUCACUCGAUCUGACAAGAAGUGGGCGUAUGAGAGAGAUAGAUGGAGAGCCAAAGCAAAAGUUUUAAAGAAGGAGAUAUCAAAUCCACACACCGUGUUAAGACCAGGUGCCAUGUAACAAAUUUUGAAGUGACUAUAUUGUAGCCAUAUUUGAUAUGUGAAGUUGGAAUUUGGACCUGUGAGAUUGCACUGGGGGCAGAGGUACACAGCAAAACAAACAAAAUUUUAAACCGUGUGGUUGGAAAAAAAAAAACUUCUUGUCAGUUAUCAUUUGUCAUUGCACCUGGUUAAGACUAGUGGUUGACCGAUGUGCGUUUCUCAGUGACUGAUGUAAUACCGAUAUUUACAAAAUAAAAUGUAAUGGCCAAAAUUUAUAAAAAUGUUUUAUCCAUCGGAUAUGUCCAUUGUUGGCCGAUACUUGUAAUCUCAAAAUGGAUAAAUAUCGGCUUGAAUAAUCAGAGUGGACUGCGUUUUCCAAAGACAUUGUAAGCGUUAUUAUAUCUUAGAGAUCAUUGGUGCUUGUGUUGCUUUUCAGAAACCUAGCCCUUAACAAAUAUCUGUAGGUAAGAUACUGUUAUCGGCUAAUACGAUAAUCACAAAAUAAUAAUUCAUCAGCCUGGCUGAUAUGUUGGUGUGUCAGACAGUUUUAUCGGUUGUUGUGUUUUUAAAUGGCCAGAUAUCUGCAGAUUAACCGGCAUUGCGGCUAUAUAUCGGUCGAUCACUAAUAGGGCACGGAUUUACAACUCAUUGUGAGCUAGACUGUCAGAGUUUGUAUCAUCAUGGUUGUUUCACUUUGUGGUGAGAGCAACAGGCCUCCAUGAGAACAAAGAGCACUAUCUACAUGAGGCAGGAAAGAGGGGGUUGACCCAUAGCGAGACAGAUAAAGACCGAGGCAUUAUCAGGAUCUGAGCACUCCAGUAGAAGAAACACCCAGUCAGCUUCCUCUCUCUCACACGGAAACCUCCCUCCCUCCCCUCUGCACUACUCCCCACUCACCCGCCAACAGCAUCCCACAAUGCACUGCAGGAGCUCAAAGAGGGAAAAUGGUCUCAUCUGAUUGGAUAGCAUCCAAGCAGCCGGCCGGGGGAGAGAUGGGGGGGUUGGAUACUUAGAGCCCAAAUCAUAAUGGCUCACAGACAAUAGGCAUGAUGUGCUAUCAAAUCAGAGUUGAACAUGUUGGGAAAUUUCAGAUGUUAUCAGUAUCCCCCCCCCCCCCCCCCAUGUUAGCACUGUCGUCUACUUCUCAGACAAGAUUCUCAGACAAGAUCACUCACUCUUUCUUUAAAUGACUGCACUUUUUCCACAAGCACAGGGAAACACUCGUGCAUCCUUUUUUUGUUUUACUGUUGCAGAUCACUGAUUUGUCAGUGUGACCACUCAUUACCUCACUGAACAGCUGCUUUCAAACUUGACUCUCCUUAAAACAGGGGCUUUAGGCAUUACUACUCGAUUUGUACAGAAUCAUACAUAUCAAGUGAACAAUGAAUUUGCCGUCCUUUGUCGCUUCAGCCUGCGAGGAUGAACGGUUACCAUGAGAAACUGUCGACCGGGCCUUACUUGCUCAGGCGAAAGACCCUCCAGGAACUGAGGCACCGCUAUCAGAACUACUGUGGCAUUGCUUCAUCCGCUGUCUCACUUUCCCAUAUGCGCAAUGUUCCUAAAGUGACACUUAGCAAGCUUUCUGUGACAGUUUUUCACUUCAAAUUCAUAAGCUCAUUAUUCAACACCAGCCAUCUUGUCUCGUCUUAUAUUCUCUUGCACAUUUUCCUUGCCCACCCUCCAUGCCCAGUGCGGGGAAACCAGCAUCAGAGUCGCCCAGCUGGACUAGCGCUCCAGGGCUAGAGGAGCAGGUGGGGAGGCCUGUGAAUGCCAGGCCUUGUCCCCCUUUUAUCCUUCCUAACAGCCCCCAUCCCCCUCCCAGGGGCCUCUCUCAUAGCCCUCAAAAAACCCCUCCAUAAUCACGGCUUUCAGCUAAAGAAAACAGCCCUAAUCAAAAUAAACAGUGCCACGGCGGCAUUAUUUCUCAUUAUUGCAAUAAACCCACACGUAAAGCCGUCUAACUGUGGUCGCACCCUCCCCUGGCCCUUCAAAGUCAUUUUAGAUUUCUCCUCCUGAAUUCCACAAGUCAGCUUUACUUCCAAAGCAAGCUGGCGAUGUAUGUUCACUGUGUGCAAGAAACUCCUUUGUAGACGUUUUAUAUAAGUUUGUUUAACUGCCUUUGAUGUAUCUGCAAAUACUCCCAGCUGCUGGUCAGGAGAGGGUAUUUCAGGGCAGAAUAAGGUCGGUCUGAACCAACGUCCUCUUCAUUAGUACUCCUCAAUCCUGGUAAAACAUGUUCAGUGAACCUCGCAAACCCAAAACCUGUCAUUUGGGUACUGGUUCGAUAGAGUAUACACAACUAAAUAUAUAUUUUUUCCUUAUAAUAUUUACUGAAAUUGUAUUUUCUCAAUGCAAAGUCACUCACAGCUCGGGUUAGUGUGAAUUACAUGUAAAAAUGAAUACAUGCGUGUUUGUGUUUCUGUAUUUUUCACUGUACCGAUACUACUUGAAUGCGAAGCAAGACCAUUGAACACAGGUGGAAACAUGUCUGGGUCAUGACACGUCAAACUGUACCUGCUACGUUUCUCGGCUUAAAACCCAUGGAUGUACUCGUAUUUCUUUAUUUUUGCAAUAUUUUUGCAUUGUGUUGUAUUUUUUUCGGAUUAUUUUCUUUGCGUUCAGAUCUUAGCUGUUAUUAUUAUAAUUGCUCAUUUUUUGCGAUGUUUGUUAGUGUUUCAUAAGGCUUUCUUUUCUGUCUGCCGCGACGAUGCUAGUAAAACUGGACAUCGAAAGACACUGAAAGCUUUUUAUCAACAGUGGAAUAUUGGUGUAUAACCACCAAAUUUGAAUACAUUGAGGUAAAAGGUGGUUUUAAGUGAGAGAAAAAAGGGAAAUAUCCUGACUUCUCAAAAGCAUUGCAUGAGACUGAAGGCAUACACGCGAUCAAGUUUGAUAUAAUGCAUUACUAUAGAGACCACAUCAUUGUGAGUAGAUAGUCACAUUCAUGUUUUAUUGUUUUGUUAUUUAACAUAAUUAGAAUUACAUCUGUGUUAAAUGUUUCUGUCAUGUAUCUUUUUUUUUUUUCUUUUUUGAAAACUCAUACCUCUAUAAAAAUCGAGAAGGUUAUGAUUUUAUUUUAUUUUUUGUUGGGAUGGGACGGGGGAUUUCUUGGAUUUCAUAUCUGGAAGAAUUGUACAUUUAAAUACAAAAUUUUGUAUGAAUUAUCAUGAAAAUCAGAGCGUCAUACUGAAAGCAAAUCAUCUUUGUGAAAUUCAUUCUGCCAGUGGAUUGCAUAAACCCACACACCCGACUCAACGAGAAACGUUUUGUUUCGUAAAAGCUAUUUGUCCACAAAAUCCUACUAAUUAUAAUAAUAGCAUUUUAUUGGAUACUUCAAUCCUAAAUUCAGCAAACUGCAUGUUAGUUCAAUAAUGAGUGCCAAAGGCAUCGAGAAGGUGAUUUUAUUUCAUCAUAUAGAGUGAUAUAGUAAAGAUAAAUAUGACCUUGUACAGUUUUUUAUGAGUGAUGUUCGUUUUUAUGUGUAUGUAGCGGGGUGAAUGAUGUAUUAGAUGCGCAACUAUUUCUAAUUUCCCCCAUUUGGCGUGAUCUUGAAUAUACUUUUUGGUUUUACUUUUAGUUAUGUUUCUCUUAAUUUGUCAUUGUUGUACAGAACAAAUGCACAUAUUAGUAAAAGUGAAAACUCAGAUAUUAACCUGUUCACCAUCCUACAUCAAAGCUCUACCAUUCCAAAGGAUUGCAAUUACAUUUGCUAUAAUUAUGCUGCUUAUAUCCAACCAAUGCAUCAAAGCUUCUUUUGUUUAUGUAUUUAUUUUGCUCUUAUUACUCUUUUUGACUGUGUAUUACAUGAUUUUGUUACUAGUUCAGUUUGGUACUUAACGUUUUUCCCUCUUUGCUGUUCUUCCGACAUUUAUUUGUCACCUAUAAACUCCUACAUACUCAACUUACCUAAAGAAACAGCCAUGUCAUGUUCUGCUACGUUAAGCAGAACCCUUGACCCUCUUUUAGAAUAGAGAACAGACAAGAUGGCUUCCAUACAAAUGUGCAGUUAUCAGUUCCAAUAUUGUCUUCCCAUGCAAAAUAAGGUCAGUUUGAAUAACUGAUGGAGGAUGAUGUUUUAGUAGGAUGCCAAGGACGCUGUAGUGCCACGACUUUCUCACUUUUGGCAUUGGGUGACGGCAUUAGAAAAAUUGAGUUUUUGUUUUAAAGACGUUACCAAAGGUUUCAAGAUUGAAUUAUUGAAUGUUCAUGUCGCAUAGUUGGAAUUCAGUCAUCUGAUAGUUUCAGAAAAGUGAUUUAUUGAAUCGAAAGAACUGAAGGACAUUUUAAAAAUAAAAAUUCCACCCUAAACUCAUUUAGUCAUUCAUUUUUGGUGGAAACAAUCAAAAGAAGUCUGGCAUUUUUCAACAUGGACAUGCAUAAUCGACAACGUUUGACCUUCAUUCACAUUCAAAAGUCCAAGAAAUACAUAUUUGUGAAUAUGUCCACAUACAAAACAACUGUACAGCAUUGCCUUUAUAGUCCCACCAGUUACAGGUGGACAUUUCGGUGUGAAGAUCACUUACUGGUGAAAAUUACACUGUGUUUUUGCAGUUAGACGUUUCUCCAAAGAACCUAUGGAUGUGUAAAUGUCAUACACUGAUUGUCUAUCCAGCUUAGCAAAGCUAAAUGCAUUGGGAGUCACUAGACAGUGAGCACAACUUCAGAAAUGGAUAUUUACGAUGUCAUGUGCUAACAAAAAUCAUUUAGUUGAGGACUGCCUAACGGUAGCCGCUUAUCUGAAAUGGUGGAAGUGAAUUUAAGUCUUAGCCGUGGCUUAGUUUCGACUGUUGAUUAUGUUUCGUCUCUUGCUGAACUCAGGAGACACUAACUGCUUUUGAGGGCUGUGGUAAUUUUUGUUAGUCUGGUUGUCUGCCAAACCGUGCAGUUGGGUUUGAACAACCUCACUCCGAUUUAUCACCAAUUUAUCUCUGAUCCCCAGGUGUGGUGACCUAGUAACUCCCCUCAUUUGGGGAGAAUCACGCAGACGACCCCCUACUGAGCGACGAAAUUCAUUUCAACUAAAUACGCCGACAUUUCCCAUUAGAUAAAACCCCAUAAACGCGCUCUGAAGAUCAGACACUGUGAAAGAGCCAUUUGAAAGACUGAACGCAUCCUCGUCCAUUGCAGUUUCCAUGCAACUUUUCUCUCUGACGCCUGUGAAAUCAGUUCGGGUGGUCGAUGUUCCUGACAUCGGGAAAAAAGUGAUUUCAAAACCCUCGCUCUUCAUACAUACCAGUCAAGCACAUUGUGUGCAAAUGUUCUCCUAUCGUAGAGAUUUCGAUAAGUGUUGUAUAUUGAAUCGUAAUGAGGCACUAGCGGCCUCAUGCUGUCCUGUAGACGUUUGCCGCGUGAACUCGACUUGCCUUCCUAUUGUACGUAUUCGUCUGUAUUUUAACGACACCGUGUGAUGCCUGCUCCAGUGACUACAUGACGCUGGGUUUCUAUUUCCCAGCACCUCUGUACUUUGUACAUUAGCUCUUCUCUAGCAAUGGCCAGUUCUUUCCUCCAUAACCUCAUACAAAACAACUGCCGCAUAAUGAAACUGUUUUUUUUAUUUUAUUUUGAUUCGCAAUCAACCAAAUCACUACAGUGAAGUAUUACAGUUGUACAGUUCCUUGAAUUAUUCAGAUUAUAUUAUUGUUGCUGGUCUAUGGUUGCUCUGCUGUACCUUUUUACGACCUUUUAUUUUUUACAUGUUAGACAAUAUUGUGACUAUGUCCUAUGCAAAUAUGAGAAUUAACAAGAAUUUGUCAAAUAAUGUAUGUUGUCUUAACUUGUAUGCAUGAAAUAGUGAAGUUUACAUUUGAAAAUAAAUUCAUAAUUAAGAAGC
Carassius auratus (goldfish) is the source of this 8454-nucleotide messenger RNA. Its product is annotated as Krueppel-like factor 13. The coding region runs from base 335 to 1114 and encodes 259 amino acids. Gene Ontology annotation, molecular function: DNA-binding transcription factor activity, RNA polymerase II-specific; RNA polymerase II cis-regulatory region sequence-specific DNA binding. The record is from RefSeq and is a predicted model, not a curated record. The transcript has 2 exons. Gene Ontology annotation, biological process: regulation of transcription by RNA polymerase II. NCBI's taxonomy places the organism in Eukaryota, Metazoa, Chordata, Actinopteri, Cypriniformes, Cyprinidae.